Messenger RNA from Coregonus clupeaformis (lake whitefish), 2596 nucleotides. RefSeq names its product transmembrane protein 106C. The transcript is spliced from 8 exons. Bases 282 to 1079 code for a protein of 265 amino acids. The record is from RefSeq and is a predicted model, not a curated record. Lineage: Eukaryota; Metazoa; Chordata; Actinopteri; Salmoniformes; Salmonidae.
AAUAUUAUUAUAUUUUUUUGUAGGGAUGUGCAAAACGGAAACUUCUCAAACUUCUUCCAAUAUAAAAACUGUAGGCUUACGACCUGGGUUGCACUGUAUCUUUAAGAACAUUUUCAAGCGCCCACUAGAAUGAAGCAAAUCGCAAACUCAUCAACAACAACCGGGGUGGAAACAUUAGGCCAAACAGAUUCAAAACGUUCCGUUUUCCAACUAAAACUAUUGGACAAAUUCAGGGUCUGUCCUUUGAAAAAAGGCUGGCUUGAUUAUCUGCCAGCCAGCUCAUGGGCACUCAAUGGUCCCGAAGCGAAAGCGACAGCAGUCUUCUGCUCGUCCCGGAGGUUGGGACAGGGUGGCAGAGGGAGGAUGAUGAUGACUCGCUGGAUGGACUGGACAGACAGGAGGACAUUGCUCGGUUCCCUUAUGUAGAGUUUACCGGCAGGGACAGUAUUACCUGUCCAACAUGCCAAGGCACUGGCCACAUCCCCUCAGAGCAGGUCAAUGAGCUGGUGGCUCUGGUUCCCUACAACGACCAGAGACUCCAGCCCCAGAGAACGAAGCUGUAUGUGGUCCUCUCGGCGGUGCUAUGUCUCCUGGCCUCCUCGCUGGUGGUCUUCUUCCUCUUCCCCCGCUCUGUCGUGGUGGAGGAUGAUGGGAUACGCUCUGUCACCGUACAGUUUGAUCACGUCAACGCUAAAGUCCUCAUAAAUAUGACAAGCUCCUUGAACUUCACCAACUCCAACUUCUUCACGGUGAUGGUGGACAGUCUAAGCUGCCAGGUUCUCUAUAUGAAAACAGUCAUAGGCACCAUGCAGCUAGAUAAUGUCAUCACCAUCCAGCCCCUGAGCCAGAGACAGGUGAACUUCACAGUCAGCGUUCAGAUCAGUGGAAGCACCUCCUAUGUUUAUGCCUUCUGCACCAUGGCAAGCAUCAAGGUUCACAAUAUCGUGGUUAUCAUGCAGACGUCUGUGAAAACCUCCUACAUGAUGCGCACGGCCCAGAAUACCCUGGAAGCCUACCGCUACAUUGACUGUGGUUCAAACUCCACGGUUCACCAGCCCCCACGCCGACUGUGGCAGUAACCCUCCCUCCCCCACCACCAGCCAGUGGUUAGGCCAAGAGUCCAGCAGCCAGGGACACAGGGACCAAGGUGCUGGGAGCCAGGCCACAAGAACUAGGGAAUAUUCCCAAUAAUUUCAGUCCAAGCAUUUGUUUUGACUUCAGGAUCAUUAGGCUUCAUCACUUGCCUACGUAAAUGCAACAAACACCAGCUCCUCAGUAAAUUAUAUUUAGCUGUUGUGCAUUUGGCUGAAAUUCAAAGGUAUGACUAAUUUACAGGCUGCUGAAGCUGCAACGAUCUUGAUUUUCCGUGGGAAUUAGUUAUCCUUGGCUUGAGCACAGUUACUGGCGUUACUACUGAGUUAUAACUGUGUAUCCUGCUGUGUUAGUCCUUGCAUUUGUAACAUUGAGAGCGUCCGCUCAAAUUUUAAGUGUCCUUUGGUGUGGGUUCAUGUGAUUUCAGGGACUUGGCGUAGUAGGAAUGUAUAAAGUGAAUGACAUUUUAUUUCGCAAAAAGGGAGAUUUGCUCCCUGCUAUUUAUAUCUGGGACUUGACAAGACUAGUCGAGGGAUGUGCCUAAGACAAUUUAUUUGCACCUCAAAAAUGCUACAUAGGGCUAUUGUUUGAUAUGUUUCUCUACGUCAUUUAUUUUCUGCUUUUAAUAAGAGACAGUUACUGUCAGGAGGUACUAAUAUAAGUUAUAACACUCUGUUUGGGAAAUCUGGUUUAACUAAUUUUUCCACUUACAGCCUGGUUUACUAAGCAUUUAUACCAGUACAAGAUUAAACAGAAGAGUUAUAAUAUAAGACGGUAACGUCCAUAAAGGCAGGUUCAUGUUUUUUAUGGGAUCGUACAUUUUACUGCCCUUUAAUUAUGGGGGAAACUGCAAAUGUUUUGCUAGAGCAUGAUCAGCUAGUAAAUCCAACCCUUAUGUCGGAAGUACAACGUUGUUGACAUGAUUGUAAAAAAAAUUCCUACUAACAGCAUGGUCUUGCCAAGUACGCAGCACACUAGCACAGUGUAUGGACCUCUGUCCGGAGGUCCAACCUGGACUUAAUAACUCCGUAAUGACAUUAACCAGGUCAGCAUGACUAAAAUGUCAUUAACUCACUCACUGUCCUAUUGUGUUGGGUAUCUUCAUAAUGUCAUUUUACAUUCCAAAGCACAGCCUCUUGUUGUCAUAGACCUUUAUAAUAAGCUGAUGAAAUGACUUGAAAUUUGGUUUCAGAGUUUGGUAUUUCGAGAGCGUUAAAAAGCAAUAAGCUUGUGUGGCUUGACAAUGACAGCAAUGUGUUGGCAAGAGCACAACCAGAUCUGAGACCAGGCAAAAUGGAGAAAGGUGAAAGGUGAAAACAGAUGGUGAGAUGUAAAAAAGAAAAAGGAAAAAAAAAAAGUGAUUUGUAUGAUGGAAUAUGACUGAAUCAUGCCUUUUAGUGGAUGUGAUUGAGGAAAUGUAUAUAUUUUUCAAUGCCAAAAUUCUAAAAUGGGAAAAAAUGAGGGUAUGGUCAACUAAUAAAGAUGGUUACUUUUUUUAAUGAGA